Molecule: messenger RNA, 1356 nt
Organism: Fibroporia radiculosa
Lineage: Eukaryota; Fungi; Basidiomycota; Agaricomycetes; Polyporales; Fibroporiaceae
Exons: 6
Coding region: 1-1356 (451 amino acids)
Biological process (GO): purine nucleobase catabolic process; allantoin catabolic process
Cellular component (GO): cytoplasm
Molecular function (GO): cobalt ion binding; zinc ion binding; allantoinase activity
Source: RefSeq, a predicted model, not a curated record
AUGUCAAGUCACCUAUGUGUAUUCCAAGGAUCAAAGGUAUUGAUCGAUGGUGAAAUUCAGCCCGCGACAAUCGUGGUCGAUACCUCCACGGGCAAGAUUCUUCAAGUGAACGACGGACUCCCUGCCGCUGUUGACGAUAUAGAUUGGGUAGAUGCCGGAGAUAAUUUAAUCCUCCCAGGUCUCGUCGAUGCUCACGUCCAUCUCAAUGAGCCAGGCCGUACUGACUGGGAGGGUUUUUGGACCGGCACCCGGGCUGCCGCCUCAGGCGGCGUCACCACUGUAGUUGACAUGCCGCUGAAUUCUAUCCCGCCAACCACUACAGUCGAAAAUUUGGAGGAGAAGCGGAAGGCAGCUCAGGACCAGUGUUGGACUGACGUUGCCUUCUGGGGUGGUGUUAUCCCAGGCAAUCAGUCUCACCUGAGACCCUUGAUAGAUGCAGGCGUGAAGGGAUUUAAAUGUUUUCUCAUCGAGAGUGGUGUCGAUGAAUUCCCAUGUGUCACAGCGGAUGACUUACAUCUCGCCAUGGAAGAGUUGAAGAACACAUCUACCGUCCUAUGUUUCCACGCGGAACUCGAGGGCAACUCACACAACCCUCAUACUGAAACCCAAGAUCCUACCCUCUAUGCUACAUUCCUGGAAUCACGCCCUCAAGAGCUGGAAGUCAAUGCUAUCUCCCUGAUCAACGACCUCCACCGCCAAUACCCUGGGCUUCGCUUGCACAUUGUUCAUCUCUCUGCAGCCCUCGCACUUCCCCUCAUCCGAGCAGCAAAGGCAUCUGGUCUUCCUCUCACUGUAGAGACGUGCUUCCACUAUCUGUGCCUAUCCGCAGCACAGAUACCCGACGGAAAGCCCGUGUUCAAAUGUUGUCCCCCGAUCCGCGAAGAAGGGAACAGGGAAGAAUUGUGGGAGGCACUUUUGGAUGGCACGAUCGAUUGCGUUGUGAGCGACCAUAGUCCUUGCAUUGCCUCGCUCAAACACAUAGAGGACGGGGACAUCAUGCAUGCGUGGGGCGGCAUAAACACGCUUGGUCUCGGCCUGAGCUUACUCUGGACGGAAUGCCGCAAACGCAGUAUCGGUAUCGAGCGUAUCGUUAAUUGGGUGUGCACCCAAACGGCGAAACACGCUGGAUUAGGCGAUAGAAAGGGACAGAUAAAGGCUGGUUACGACGCUGAUCUGAUAUUGUGGGAUCCCAGCGCAAAAUCCACAGUGACGCCAGAGUCGCUUAAUUUCAAGAAUAAGCUGACCGCAUAUGAAGGCCAAGUUCUGUAUGGGCGGGUCCAGCAAACAUAUGUCGGCGGAAAGCUUGUGUAUAACAAUGGAUUCGACGGGCUGAAACCAGUUGGAAAAUUAUUGUAA